This is a messenger RNA of Xiphias gladius (swordfish), 3298 nucleotides long. RefSeq names its product calcium release activated channel regulator 2Ab (gene cracr2ab). Gene Ontology annotation, molecular function: GTPase activity; calcium ion binding; GTP binding. The coding region runs from base 307 to 2679 and encodes 790 amino acids. The transcript has 18 exons. Lineage: Eukaryota; Metazoa; Chordata; Actinopteri; Istiophoriformes; Xiphiidae. The record is from RefSeq and is a predicted model, not a curated record.
UUCCUUAACACUGAGCGCGGCCGCUGCUCUGUUGAUGCAGUAGAGCGGAAAAAGGCUUCACUUUCUCGUGCGUUUCAUUUGUAAAAGGAGCUUGCAACCAGGUUUGAGUGUAUUUAUGUUAUCGGUGACCUCAUCACCUGAUGCUACUUCCUGUCUCUGUUGUCACGGCGACCGCGAGAGCCUCGGAUCACAGGACACACGGCCAGUGAAGAGGCCUGAUGUCUGCUUCCAGUCCCGACUGCCGCUGAAGUACGUGCUGCUUAACACCUCGUGCCGCUCAAGUGUCCCCUUAAAAGAGUCCCAGACAUGGAGGAGGAGAGCAGGGUGAAUGGCUCUGGACGGAACCCAGAGAGGAGGGGUUCGGACUGGGGUCGCAUUACCCUGCUGGACAAGACCAAGGAGUUCUUCCAGACCUGCGACGUGGAGGGCAAAGGCUUCAUUACCCGCACCGAUAUGAGGAGGCUCCACAGAGAGCUGCCUCUGUCUGCCGAGGAGCUGGAGGACGUGUUCGACUCUCUGGAUACAGACCGCAGUGGUUACCUCACACUGGAGGCAUUCUCCUCUGGAUUCAGUCAGUUCCUGCACGGCCGAAGGAUCUCUGUCACCGAUGAGCAAAAUCAGGCCCCCAACCCUAUGUUUAGGGCCAAGGAGGCCCUUUACCAGAGCCAGUGGGAGGCCAAGCUGUCAGGAGGUGAAGACGAGGAGGAGAGGCACUUCUGUAUGCUGCUGGAAAGCCUGGGAGCCAGUAAUGUGUUUGAGGAUCCAGGCGAGGUGCGCAGUCUUUGGGCCCAGCUCCGACGGGAUGAGCCCCACCUCCUGUCCAAUUUUGAGGAGUUCCUGGCCAGGGUCACCCACCAAAUAAAAGAGGCCCACCAGGAAAAGAAGGAGAUGGAGAGCGCCCUCCAGAGGAAGGCUGCAACACAUGACGAUGAGAUCCGUCAUUUAUAUGAAGAGAUGGAGGCACAGAUCAAAAAUGAGAAAGACAGGCUGCUACUAAAGGACUCUGAGCGUCUUCAGCUGCGCAGCCAGGACCUGGAGCACCAGCUGUUUUCAAAGGAGAGAGAGCUGGAGCAGCUUUUCCAGAAACAGAAAGGGUUAGAGCUCCAGUGCAGCGAGCUGAGCAGCGAGAAGCAGGAGAGCCACGUGGAGAACGUCAAGCUGAAGAUGACCAACGACGAGCUGUCCCGAGCGCUGGAGAGCACCAGCCAGGAUCUGGCACUGGCCCAGGAACAGCUGGCCAUGCUGCAGGAGCAGGCCGCCCGGCUGCACCAGGAGAAAGAGAUGGAAAUGUACAGAGUAACCGAGGGACUGCAGAGAGAAAAGCAAAGUCUCAUGAAGCAGCUGGACCUCCUCAGAGAGAUGAACAAACAUCUAAAGGAUGAGCGAGACAUAUGCUUCGGUGUACCUCGAACGUCACUCAGAAAGAAGCAGAAGCAGAGAGCGGGCCUCGCCAACUUAUAUGAUGACUCCAGCCAGCCGGCAAAAAGUGAGGAUGAUGCCACCACCACUACCUCCUCCGCCACCACCACCAUUAGCGCCCCUGCGUGUCAGCAACCCCCUGCGGCGAAGAAGAACUCCGGUUUAGCCAACGGCUGCGCCAACCCUGCUCCGCCCAAAGUGCACGAUGUGAAGGCAAAGGCCAAAAAGGCCCCCAGCAAGAUGGCUGCCGCUAGGAGGGUGACGGCGAAAGACAGAGAAAGAGGGAAGAAAGUGGAAGUUGAGAAGAAAACAGGGGUAGAAGAGGAGGUGCUGGACGCCCCUCCUGAUGGGUGGCCCCUCCGUCGAGUCAUCUCCAUCGAGGAGGAUCACCUACCCCACCUGCUCCAAGGCGGGCCCCAGCCCUUGAUGCACCAGCUCAGUGAGGAGGAAGACGAGGAGGACGAGGAGGAGGAAGACGACGCACAGAGCGACAUCGACUCUAGUGUUGUCAUGGCAGCAGACCUCUCUGCCACCCCAACCUCCAGUCACGUUCCAGUGUCGGCAGAAGCUCCACCGGCGAGGAAAUCCCGCCUUGCCCAAACAAAAAAAACGCCCACGUCCUCAAGAGGGCAGCCUGUCGGGAGGGAGACUCAGCACAAGACAAACGAAGGAGCACUGUUUGCCCCGGACCGCCUGUUUAAGGUGGUCCUGGUCGGGAACUCCAGCGUAGGCAAGACAUCCCUGCUGCGUUCCUUCUGUGAGGGCCGUUUCCACCCUUCCACCACUGCUACUGUGGGUAUUGACUACAGUGUGAAGACAUUAACCCUGGACAACAUGCAGGUAGCCAUGCAGCUUUGGGACACAGCGGGUCAAGAGAGGUACUGCAGCAUAACCAAGCAGUUCUUUCGCAAAGCCGACGGUGUGGUGGUGAUGUACGACGUCACAGUGGAGGAGAGCUUCAAGGCCGUGCAACCCUGGCUCACCAAUGUCCAGGAAGCUGCAGGAGAAGGGAUCCCCAUCCUCCUCCUUGGCAACAAAAUGGACAUGGAGGGAGACAGGGAGGUGACAUUUAAAGAGGCUGAGCAACUGGCUAAUGAAAAAAAGGUGAUGUUCUUUGAAGUCAGCGCCUACACAGGCAAGAAUGUGCCACGGUCCCUGACGCACCUGGCCAGGGUGCUAAUGGAGCAGGAGGACAGGGUGAGAGACACAACAGUCAUCCUUAGUGCUCAGCCCAUAAAGAAGAAAGCCUGUUGCAAGUGAAGACACACUGACCAAAAAGAAAAAGCUAAAACUUCGGAAGAAAACUACUUUUGAUCACUUUUGGACAUUUGAUUUUCAGUGUUUGAAGACAACAGUGAAAUCAGUACUGGACUUGUGUAAAGACCUUAAUAUAGAUUGAAAUCCUGUCUUCACUUUGGACCAGAGAUGCAGAGCACGUUGAAGUCGACAUGAAGGAUGGUGUCGCUCAUGCGAUCGAACUGCUGUCAAGCUUAAAAGAUGAAGUUCAGCUGAUGAGCUUAUCUAAAGUGGAAAUAAAGUGCUGCACCAUUUCCUGUAAAUAACACUGUGUUGCCAAAUCACAGUAGUGCUGUCUAUAAGAUUUAAAGUAAAAACAUAUGCUGUAAUAAGAACCUUCACCCAAAAAUCAUAAAUAUAUUCCAGGCUUUUCUUAACGGAAUGUUAGUUUUAAAGUCUUAAUUUCUCUGUAUUUCUCUGUAUCCGGUGUAGUAAAUGUUAUUUAGUUAUAUUUUGUUGAAACUAAAACUGAAAUAAAUUAUUUGCAAUUCAUGAAAAUAGUAGCUCUAAAUGAAAAUCAUGUAAGAAAAAUCGAACUCGAUUCUUUGACAUUUUAUUCAUCAUCACUUUCGUUUUUCAUAUU